This is a messenger RNA of Annulohypoxylon truncatum, 711 nucleotides long. Its product is annotated as class I glutamine amidotransferase-like protein. The record is from RefSeq and is a predicted model, not a curated record. The transcript has 2 exons. Bases 1 to 711 code for a protein of 236 amino acids. Lineage: Eukaryota; Fungi; Ascomycota; Sordariomycetes; Xylariales; Hypoxylaceae.
AUGGUCAACAUAACCGCACCUCUCCGCAUCGGCUACCUACUAUUCCCAGCCUUCACAGCCCUAGACGUCUUCGGGCCCCUCAACGUGCUCAACCUAGUCUCCAUCAAGCACACCAUGACACUCUCCCUCAUAUCUGCGGACCUCGCCCCCGUCAGCAUAGACCGCAGCAUCCUCAACGGCAUCUCAGGAGGCCCGCUCGCCUCCUCCGCAUCCCCCAACUUCACGCAAUUCGUGCUGCCCACGCAUACCUUCGGCACGGCGCCCCCGCUCGACGUCAUCAUCGUGCCGGGCGGCUCCGGCGUCCGCGACAUAAACGCCACGCAGCCGCACGUGGACUGGCUGCGGGCCCGCCUCGACGACGACGACGACGAGCCGGGGCUAAGCUACGUGAUGACGGUGUGCACGGGGGCGUCGCUGCUAGCGCGCACGGGCCGGAUCGCGGGCCGCAACGCGACGACGAAUAAGGCGGCCUUCGAAUGGGUCAAGUCUGUCGAGCACGCGGCGGACGUGAACUGGAUCGCGAAGGCGCGGUGGGUUGUUGAUGGGAGGGUGUGGACUUCGUCGGGGGUUAGUGCGGGCACGGAUAUGGCGUUGGGGUGGGUCGAGCAUUUGUUUGGGAGGAAUGAGAGUGAGGGUUUGAGGGUUGAGUUGGAGUGGAAUGGGUUGAAUCGGACGGAGGAUCCGUUUGCUGCGUAUUAUGGGUUAUCCUAG